Mesorhabditis spiculigera is the source of this 1794-nucleotide messenger RNA. NCBI's taxonomy places the organism in Eukaryota, Metazoa, Nematoda, Chromadorea, Rhabditida, Rhabditidae. The record is from the annotation of a GenBank genome assembly.
AUGGGGGCCAAAGGUCCACCCUUUCGCCAAAAGCACCUCCCCCUCGAAGGUUAUGAAGUUCACCGGAAGCAUAAGCAGCUCCGCGAUGACGGGUGCUUCGAGCGAUUGCCGUACGCCUCGCUUAUGGCCACCAUUUUGUGCCUUGUCGGCAUCGUCCUCUUCACGAUCAUGAUGAAAUGGGGCUUCGCAGCCCUUUUCGAGCAGCUCCAACGAGUACUGAAGGCGGACAAGUGGAAUUGGCUCGAUAAGGUUCAAAUUUUCUUCGUCAUCACCGCCGUCGUUAUGGGCAUCUGCACGUUCUUUUUCGCCGUCGCUGGAUUUUUCUCAACGGGCGGGACGCGUGAUGUUUUGUUCAGGGAUCCAAAAUCGCGGCGCGGCGGUAGAUGCACAUGUGUUUUCAUCAUCAUUCUCUGCUAUGUUCUAUUGGCAUUUUGGCUCACGGCACUUGCCUUCACAUCGGCUAUCGUCGCUUCUUAUCACGUAUUUGAAAGCCUUUGUUACUCGAUGCACGAAUACACGGAAAUGGAAUGCCUUGACUUUUCCGUCUACCGCCCACUUUUCGAAUCGUUCAGCCACGCUUCCCUAAAAUUCUGUGCGGGCGAUGUGCAGCAAUUUUGUGCGCUGUCGCAGACGGCCUAUGCUUGGUUUUGGGUUGGCUGGGCCGGCGCGGUGCUGAUAAUUUACGGGCUGGUGCAAUUUAUUGCCGCGCACUCGGCCAACUACUCGCAUAUUGGGAAUGCUUGGAAAUACGUGGAGCUUCAUGAAUGUCUUUCCGAAGCCGUUCCUCCGCCACUCCCUGCUUCACUUCCACCCCCGCCGCCAAUGUAUUCGAAUGGAUCUUCGACGACGAGAUCCCGGGAUAAAUACGAGCGAUAUCCUGAAGAGCCAAGGAGCUCAAGGAGAGCACAAAAGAACCCCGCAGCGGAUCGAGACAGAUACACCUCCCACAUGUCCGCUUCUUCCACCCAAAUGGCCGUCAACCACUCCGACUCGGUCAGCCAGGCUCACUGCAUGCCGAAGGGUGUCGAAGCGCAAACGCCCGAUAUCGCCUCGCCGACCACCGUACAACACGACGUGUCGGCUAUCACCAACAACCUCAACGCCGUUGUCCAGCUACUCGGAUCAACAGCAUCCCCAUCAGAUUGCACGCUCGGCGACUCCCUGGAGCGUGCCGCCGUCUUUUGCGCCGAGCUUCACACGUUGAGCAAGCUUGUGUCUACCGACUUGAAAGCUUGUCGCACCGCUAAGGAAUCCAUCGAUAAAAGCGCCGACUCCGUUGAGCAACUCUUUGACAAAAUCGAUCGUGUGGUUGAAUUCGUCAACCUCGUAAUUCUUUGCCUGCUUUUUAAAAUAAUUUGUGCAGCCACUUGGAACGCGCCCAGCAAGAUGCCAAACCGUAAGCAGGACGUCGUCGACAUUGACCUGGCGUCUUCUGAUGACGAGGCUCCGGCCGAGAUUACGUCCAAGGGACCGGACAUUACGCUUGCCGAGGACAAAAAGGAGGAGCUGUCGCUCUACGAGCAGGUGCAACUACGCAAGAACAAGGAAAAGUCAAAACGCGAGAAGCGCCAACGAGAGAAUGAUCGUCGUGUCAAGAAAGUGGAUGCUGAAGAAUACGAGAUACGUAUGAAGAAAGCCUCGUUCAAGGUGGUGACCAACAAGAAGGGCGUCGACAACAUUCUGCGCAAACAGCCCAAUUUUCGUGCCGAGCUGCUGGCGGCCAGGACGCAGAGCCAGCGUAGAAGUGUGACUACGGCCCGUUCGAUUGCCUCGGCAGCCAAGAAGCCUCGGAAG